This is a messenger RNA of Penicillium alfredii, 855 nucleotides long. Its product is annotated as putative U-box domain protein. NCBI's taxonomy places the organism in Eukaryota, Fungi, Ascomycota, Eurotiomycetes, Eurotiales, Aspergillaceae. The record is from RefSeq and is a predicted model, not a curated record. Gene Ontology annotation, molecular function: protein-folding chaperone binding; ubiquitin protein ligase activity. The transcript is spliced from 3 exons. Bases 1 to 855 code for a protein of 284 amino acids. Gene Ontology annotation, cellular component: cytoplasm. Gene Ontology annotation, biological process: protein quality control for misfolded or incompletely synthesized proteins; protein polyubiquitination; proteasome-mediated ubiquitin-dependent protein catabolic process.
AUGGCCCAAGAAUUAAAAUCCAAGGGCAACGAGCUCUUCAAAAAAGCCGACUACAGCGGCGCCGAGGAGCUCUUCUCGCAAGCAAUCCAAAAGAACCCUCACGAUCCAACCUUCUACACCAACCGCGCCAUCACCCGCAUCAAACUCGGCCAAUGGCCCGGCGUCGAGCACGACGCCCGCGCCGCCAUCGACAUUUACGGUCCCAAGAACCCCGUCGCCCUGAAGAGCAGCUACUACCUCGCGCAGGCUCUUCUGGGCCUCCAGCGGCCGCAGGAGGCUUACCACGUCGCGCACGACGCCUACGAACAGAGUCUCGAGGCGAAGAAUGCCCAGACGGAGAACCUCUCGCGGACGGUGCUGCGCGCCAAACAGCAGUUGUGGGCGGCGCGCGAGACGGCGCGCCUGCGCGAUAUGAACGAGACGCUUGGGAGCGUUGAGGCACUUAUAGAGGCGGAUUUGCAGCGCGCGUUGGCUGAGCUGCAGGCGCAGCUGGACCGCGGCGAGAUCGGGCAGGUUGGCUGUACGGAGGAUCAGGCGGUGCUGCGGGCCGAUGCUGAGACCAAGGUCGGGAAUCUUCGCGAGGCGUUUCGGCUGGCCUCUCAGGGUGAGAUUCAGGAGCGGGUCGUGCCCGACUAUCUCAUCGACGGCAUUACCUUUGAGAUCAUGCAUGACCCUGUCAUGACGCCCUCGGGCAGCAGCUUCGAUCGCAUUGGGAUUGUCAAGUACAUCGAGAAGUCCGGCGUGGAUCCGCUGACUCGGGUCCCAGUGACGGUCAAAGACCUGCGGCCGAACUAUGCGCUCAAGGCGGCAUGCGAGGAAUUCCUGACCAAGAACGGGUGGGCAGUUGACUGGUGA